CGAGAAAUGCAGCGCGAGACACACACCGAACAGCCCCAAGAAACCCCACCGACGCCACGCGCACUGGAAAAAGAGCACUGAAGAAAACAGCAGACGUUUGCGAAAGGAGCGACAGGAAAGGCGACCGCCGACGAGGUAAGAGGAAAAAUGGGUGGGAAGCUGAGCAAAAAGAAGAAGGGAUACAAUGUAAACGACGAGAAGGCAAAAGAGAAGGACGCCAAGACGGAGGGAGCGUCGGCGGAGGAGAACGAAGCUCUGAAAGACAAGGAGGAAGCUGCUGCCACCACGGAGACGACCAAUGACACAGCGGCAGCCAGCAAAGAAGCUACACCUGGUGCUGAAAGUAAUUCCAUUGCACCCAAGGAGGAGGAAAAAACCUCUGCACCUCCGGAGGAGCCUGCAGCUAAUGCUAACGCUCCUAAAGCCUCUGACAACAAGACCAGCGAGGCUGCCAAUGCAGAGGCCGCCAAGAGCCCUGAUGCCCCUCCCGCCAAAGCGGAAGAAAAAUCUGCCCCCUCUGCAGUUCCAGCAAAUGACAAAGAGCCUGCUAAAGAGCCCGCCCCUCCUGCUAAAGAUCCCACCCCUCCUGUAGCCACAGCGACGGAGAGCAAGGCUGACUCUGAGUCUAAAAAGACUGAGGCUCCGCCCGCAAAGGAAUCCACCCCUGCAGAGCCAAUCACCACGGAGUCAAGCACCGCCCCCAAUAAGGAGCAAGCAGUUGCUGUGCAGGAUUAACAGUGAACGACAAGAUUAAUGAUGGAAUGAAAACGGUCAAAUCUACAUAAUAAAUCUAGCCCGCCCAUUUUAAAUUCAGUAAUUAUAAUAUUAAUAAUGAUAAUAGUAACAGUAAUAAUUAUAACAGGCUGGACUUUAUCAUCGUUUGAGCGAUAGACAUGAUCAUGGUGAAUAAGACUGAUAGUUAUGAUGAUAAAGAUUAUCUUUAAUAUCCAAUUGAACUUUGAUACAAACCACCAGCCCCAAACACCUCUCUCUCUCUCUCUCUCUCUCUCUCUCUCUCUCUCUCUCUCUCUCUCUCUCUCUCUCUCUCCUUGCUUUCUACCUCCACUUAAUAAGGGGUGGAAUAAAAACAUGGAAUCUGUUCAUUACCACACUCCAAUUCUCACUUCCCUCCAUUUGAGUGUGAUGUGAUGGCAGUGGGUGGGGUUAAUGUAUAUGUGUGUGUGUGAUAGUAAUAAUAGUAAUCCAGCCUCCCUGAUUCAUAUUUCCUGUUUGCUGCUUUCUAGUUUGUGACUGGCAUUGUGUCUGCUUAUCCCGACUUACUUUGAUUCUCUCUCUCACUCUGUUCUCACGUAUCAGUGGAAAUAAAGUCAGUGUACAGCACAAUGCAUACAUACAAACAGGGUCAAAAAAUUAACACUCGCCAAGUGCCAAAUGAGCGUAACAAUAGCUUUGGCUAUUUAUUGGACAUAAUAAUAAAUAAAAAAAAUUCUUUUUUUUUUUGUUGAAUUGAACCCUUGUUGUUGAUUUAAAGGAAUAUUCCUGGUUUAGUCAAAUUAAGAUCAAUCAACAGCAUUUGUGGCAUAAUGUUGAUUACCACAAAAAAAAUUAUUUCGACUCAUCCCUCCUUUUCUUGAAAAAACAAAAAAGCAAAAAUAGAGGUUACAGUGAGGCACUUACAAUGGAAGUGAAUGGGGCCAGCUUUUGGAGGGUUUAAAGACAAAUGUAAAGCUUAUAAUUUGAUCAAAGCACUUACAUUAAUUCUUCUGUUAAAACUCAUGUAUUAUUUGAGCUGUAAAGUUGUUUAAAUCGUCAUUUUUACAGUCAUUUUAGGGUUUGUUGACUACAUUAUGGCAUUGAAGUUGUAAAUUUGGCUAUAACUUUACAUAGAAAAGUUAGUGAUUUCAUCACAUUAAAAUCACACUAACACACAUUGUUUACAUGUUGUGAUUAUACGUUUGAAAUGGUCAGUAUUUGACCAUUUACAGAUUGGCUCCAUUAACUUCCAUUAUAAAUGCCUCACUGUAACCCAGAUUUUUCCUUUUUUUUUUGUUUUUUUUUUAAGAAAAGGGGCAAGUCAAAAUAAAUUUGUUGUGAUAAUAUUAUGCCACAAAUGCUGUCGAUUGAGCUUAACAUUUAAUGUAAGUAAAUCAAAUACGUACAAGCCAUCUACCAAAGAAAACAUCUAAGUUCAUAACUUUUACCUCAGUGGAAGAUUUGCAAUCAGAAAUUUAUUUAGAACGCAUAGUUGUUUUUUUCCAGACCUCCAUGUGGCGGCACACAUGUAGAAUAUUCCUUAAGCAACCAAAUCGAAAAUAUACGGAGCAAAAUAAUGGUGUGACGUCUUUGUGGCAGGUGCAGUUUCACUGAGAGAUGAGGUCUGACUCAUCUUGUAUAUGAUGCUGCGAGUGCUGAUCACAAAUAUACAAAGAAUAAACAGCAAAAUAUUUCCAUGGUAGCAACAAAAAUAUAUUUUCUAAAAAAUAAUGCAAAAUAAAUUUUCAUAGCUGGUAAGAAAUAUUUAUGGCUGGUAAUUUUUUUUUUUUUUUUUAAUUCGACAGCCAUUGAAAUGCGUGGCAAAAGGUUAAUUUUGGGCCCUGCAUACACACAUAGACACACACAGUAUUGAAUGUUAGCGGCAUUAGUGUUUUUGUCUGGAUGUUUAAAGUGACAGUGAAAGAGUGUGCGUGUGUGUAGAGAUUGGGGGUAUGAAGUGAGUGUGUGUGUUGUAAAAAGUUAUGCAUGGUAUGAGCAUGGAUUUUGUGAAAAUGUUUGUGUGUGUGUUUGUGUUAAUGGAGUUCUGGUCUUUCUGUACUUUGAAAGAAGUCGUUUUCAUGAUGUCAGAGAGAGAGAGAGAGAGUCCAGACCUCUAAACUCACCAAACAGGACACUUUUCACAUGCACUGUUCUCGUUGUGAGGGCUGUGUGUGUGUUUGCAUGUCAGUGGUUGGCCCUAUUGCUGUGUAUUUUUGGUUGCUGUGGAGAUAAUGUUGCUACAGGUGAUAUUUCAUUUAAAUUAACUCUUUCUCUUUCUCUCUGUUCCUUUCUCUGUCCUUUCUCUUUUCAAUCCUUUUCUGAAACUCCCUGGUAAAAUAAAAAAAAAAUAAAAUGGAAGAACUGAGAUAUAUGUACUUGUAUACAUGGAGCAACAUUAAUAAAAUGAAAGAAACCGAUUGAAAAUCA
This is a messenger RNA of Myxocyprinus asiaticus (Chinese sucker), 3141 nucleotides long. RefSeq names its product brain acid soluble protein 1 homolog. The record is from RefSeq and is a predicted model, not a curated record. Bases 148 to 735 code for a protein of 195 amino acids. NCBI's taxonomy places the organism in Eukaryota, Metazoa, Chordata, Actinopteri, Cypriniformes, Catostomidae. The transcript has 2 exons.